CCAGCUUCCAGACCACGUCGUGGCGGAGGCCCUCCUUCUCCUGCGCGGUGAGGACGUCGUACAGCAGCUGCCGGCGGGCGAAGUCGAGCUCCUGCACGAUGGCGGACAUCUCUUCGACGACGGCGUACUGGCGCCCCAGCAGCAGUUGGUGGAGAUUGGUCGAAUGCCACUCCCGCAGACACGAAGCGAUCUCGUCGACCAACGGUUCGGCCAGCGCGGUGGCACUCUCGUCGCCGAUCUUGAGCAUGGGGACGGGGGCGGCCGGUUUCGGAGCGUCGGCGUCGCGGGGCGCCAUCAGACUGAGGGGCGUAUACGGGAGGGCGGGCGAGUUCACGGCGUGGUUGGUCAGCGACCCGGGGCUCGCCAGCGCGUCGUCCUCCUGCUUGUGGAUGAAGAUCUGGGCGGGCUUCCCCUUCUUGGCGACGACCACGUUGGAGGCCUCACCGACCACGUGCACGUCAUCCUGCGAGAGAGCCAGGCUGCUUCGCAAAUCGGCCCCCUCGGUGUCGGUGCGGUAACUCUGGCGGUCGCCGUUCUUCGCGGGGCGGUUGGGGUCGGCGUCGCCCAGAACCUCACGAAUCUCGACGCAAUUGCGGGGGAAGAUGCCCGAAAAGACGCGCGCCUCGAGGGUCUGGCCCUUGUUGCUGGUCAGGCCCGCCAGCAGCGACGGCGGCGCGACCAAGUAGCCACGACACCAUUCGCCAUUGGCGCCCCCUUGUUCAAUGAUGUAGAGCUCAUCGCCGAGCUCCAGCGGUAGGUCGGCCGGGGUGGAGGGUUGAAAGGGGUAGAUAGCGACGGCGAAGGCGAUGCGAGGUAGAGGCCUCCAGGGCAUGUCUGCUCAAGAAGCGGCAAUCCCGAAGGACACCCCGCAAUGGUUGUCACAGUGGCCGGUCGAGGAAUGAGGGGGUGGGUGGGCGCGGUCACCGAGGGAGCGGGGGCGCACGAGAGGAAGGCGGAAGGCGGGGAGAAUUCUUUUCCAGAUCGAUCGAUGGAAUGGAGCGCCACAUGCAGAGCGAUCCUAUUGUGAGCGCUGAGUGACGGAGAAAAGGGGGGGGGGAGAGGGAGGGCGAGGAAUGUGGACGAAUGCCGACAGGACGGGAAUCAAUUGCGGAUGGACGAGGUCGGUAUGUUGUCGCAGCCGCGGGAACCUGAAAGGGGGUGUGGGUAAAGAGCGAAAAACGAAGCUAGUCGAGAAGGGACACUACAGCUCCAUGACAGAAAUCCGCAGGAUUGCAGAAAGGAAUGACCAGG
This is a messenger RNA of Aspergillus candidus, 1251 nucleotides long. RefSeq lists its product as uncharacterized. The record is from RefSeq and is a predicted model, not a curated record. Bases 164 to 757 code for a protein of 197 amino acids. The transcript has a single exon. NCBI's taxonomy places the organism in Eukaryota, Fungi, Ascomycota, Eurotiomycetes, Eurotiales, Aspergillaceae.